Anoplophora glabripennis (Asian longhorned beetle) is the source of this 3931-nucleotide messenger RNA. RefSeq lists its product as uncharacterized. Lineage: Eukaryota; Metazoa; Arthropoda; Insecta; Coleoptera; Cerambycidae. The transcript is spliced from 7 exons. The record is from RefSeq and is a predicted model, not a curated record. Gene Ontology annotation, cellular component: endoplasmic reticulum. Bases 1 to 3507 code for a protein of 1168 amino acids.
AUGUCAACACACAGAAUCGAACAGUUGGAAGUGUGCCAUCGAGAGAUGUUCGGGGACCUGGUGCUCACCUGUGCUACGUCGACGGGGUCGCCCCCGACGAGGAUGAUCGAGACGUCCGUUACGUACCCCGUGGAGUACCGGAGGACGGUCUCCAUGGACUCCGUGCUGAGGAAGACAUCCAUAGUGGAGAACGAGAGAAGGAGGGCUUCCGCUUUGGUAGACGAGCUUCUGGUGGACAUCUACUACAACAUCCACAGCGGUACGACGGACUACAACUCCGCUACGUCGGGGAAGUCCCACAAGAACUCGUGGGUGGAGGUGGUGAAUUUGCAGGAGAAAGAUACCGCAGAACUAAAAUCCAUCCUAAGCUGCCUGAACACGUACGUUGAGCGCAUGGGCAGCGUCUUGGUGCGACGACUGAAACGUCGCGAUGCCCUGCGUCGUCAGCAGGAAGCAUACUGUGACAUCAUCACAAGGCAACUAGCUAAACGUGAGGGACCCGGAACCGCCGACAUGCGCUUCACGAUCCAGCCGGCCCCGGGGGAGUCGGGCUUCUCGCAGUGGGCGGCCGCGAUGAAGAUGGUGGCCCAGCUGCCGGGCGGCAUCCCCCCCGAGUUCCGCAGAAGGCUGUGGCUGACCCUUGCCGACAGGCACCUGGCGUCGCGCGGAGUCGACUGGCCCAAAGUGGAACGGUCCUGCUUCAGCGAGUGGUCGCACCCCGACGACGCCGAGCUGGGGGUGCAGAUCGUCAAGGACCUGCACCGCACCGGCUGCAGCCUAUUCUGCGGCGAGGACGGCCAGGAAAACCAGGCGCUGCUGAAGAGGGUGCUGCUGGCCUAUGCCAGGUGGAACAAAGCAGUAGGCUACUGCCAGGGCUUCAAUAUGCUGGCAGCGCUGAUCCUCCAGGUUACCGACAAGUGCGAAAGCGACGCCCUGAAGUUGAUGAUCUACCUGAUCGAGGGCGUCCUUCCCGACUCCUACUUCGCGGACAGCCUGAGGGGGUUGUCGGUGGACAUGGCCGUGUUCAGGGAACUCCUCAGGAGCAAACUUCCGCGGUUAUCGAGGCAUCUGGAUACCCUGCAGAAUGCCGCCAAGGACGGCACUAGGAGCUACGAGCCACCACUGACGAAUGUUUUCACUAUGCAGUGGUUCCUGACCCUCUUCUGCAACUGCCUGCCCCAGCCCACCGUGCUGCGCGUAUGGGACUUGAUCCUCCUGGAAGGCAACGAAAUAUUGCUCCGAACGGCCCUAGCGAUCUGGCAGGUCCUGGGGGAGAGGAUCCUCACCGCCCGCAGCGCCGACGAGUUCUACUGCAUCAUGGGCGUCCUCACCAGAGAACUGCUGGAAUUCGGCCUCGUAGACGGCAACUCCUUGAUCAAAGCCGUCAUCGCGAUAGGACCCUUGACAGAACUGAAGAACCUGAGGGAUCACUACCUAUACAACAUCAACCCCUGGGGUCCGUCGCUGCCCCAAGCUGUGGUGGAGAAACAGUUGAAGCUCUACUCGAAGCAGAGCAUCGCGUUGGACAUCAGCGCCUUGAAGAAGCAGUACACCAAGCUUAAACAGCGGCAGAGGCAGGCCCACAUCAUCUUUAGCGCGGCAAUUUCCAGACAAUCUCCAGCCGCAGCUCCCGUUACCAUGAACCAUCUGUUGCUCGGGAAAAGCGCCCUGGUGCCCGCUAAGAGGUUGGGUCCUCCCAAAGGCGCCAUUCCACCGGCCAGGCAGACCCCCAGCACACUACUGUGGAAAGACGCUCCUAAACAAACGUCAAGCUCCAGCUCGAGCGACACGGAAUUAUGUGAUGACGACUCGGGCAAGUCUUCUAGCGAUGAAGAACCCGAGGAAAAGAGUCAAUUCGACGACAAUCUGCCCCGCGAUAGUGAUAAUAUUCUUAUGAGAACUGACAAUACAAAUAAAAGUGCUAAAACCAGUGCCAGUGAACCGGAGGAGACGGUAGAUGUAGAAACAAACUCCAUAGAAGUAGACGUCGAGAGAUCUAGCUCCCCAAGCCAAAGUUUACUGACUGAAAACCCGGAAACACGUGAUACUUUUGUUACCGUAAAAUCAUCCGAAUCCGACGACGAGAAUUUCGAUUUUGAAAGGUUCUUAGCCGACCGCGUAAAAUGCCUUAAGGAAGACGACGUCGUGCAGGAGGAAGAGUCGGAUGACAGGAUAAACUGUGCCAGGAGGAAUAGCGCUAAGGCGCUGCAAAUAAUACAAGAAAAUUCCCUCAUCCUGCACAGGAUACUUCAGUGCCAAUCUAGACUGUCUCCGUCUCCACCUCCUAUUCAAGUGGAAGACAAAACAGACGCGCAUACGGUGCCGUCAAGUCAUUAUCACGAUCCGGUUUUAUUCUAUGAAUCGCAUGCAGAGAUCGAUACUACUACGGACCCAGAUCGUCUGACCCAGAUAUUAUUCGAGGAAAAUACAGAGGAGCUGAAGUCCCCCGAAUACGGUUCGAAAUACACCAGCAUUUUAGAGAAAAGCAAAAGCCUGGAUGAAAAAUACAACGCGUUGAUUUUAAACAUCCCCCCUCUGAAGCAAUCCUUAAGCGAACAGAAGAAUCUUACUAGAAUAUGCGAAGAAAGGAAGUUGAAUAACGACAAUUUUACACAAAAUGAAUUGUUCAAACUUAGUACAAUGGCUGUUGAAAAUAUUUUCUCUAGAGGUUAUAAAAUUGCACCCCCGGAAAAAUAUAACACAGCUACCAGCUCGAAAGAGGAAACUUUAUUUUCUCCUGAAGAACAAAGCAAUAAUUCAAUUAGACCCAAACAAGAACAAACAAAUUCAGAACCCGAAUACGAUUUGGCAACUAAUUUCACAUACAAAGGUUUUUCUUAUCAAACAACAAAAGAUGACGACCACCCGACAUCCGCCUUUAGCUCAUUCUCCUGGAAAAAAGAAUCGGAAGACACAAUUUCCACGGCUUUUAAUUUCGGCAUCAGCGACACUGACUCAGGGAUUGAUUUCACAAGAAGUUCUACGUUCGAUUUAAACCUACCUUCGACAAACUCAUCUUCAACAGAUUUCAACGAGUUUAAAUCUCAAGAUACCGAAAAUGGUCAAGCUGACUCGUCAAACAAAUAUUCUUUCGCUGUCCAGGAGGAAGGACCAGAUGAACAUUCAAAGUUUUAUAAAAACUUAUUGUCGCAGUUGCGCAGCUAUCCGCUUGAAAACGAAAGCGAUACAACCCCUAAAGAAGACUCUCUCGUUACUGGUUUGGACAGAAGGAUUCAAGGGAGUGUGGAACCUUUAUCCGAGAACCGAUCUGAUAUUUUACAAGAUCGAAGCGACGUGAGAGAGUCGCGAGAACCCAGUACGAAUUGUCCCGAGGAUAAAAAGUCUCUUACACUGAACGUAAGCUCGCAAGGGGAAAGCUCAACUUCGAAAUCUCCUCUUAAGUCUCCUUUAAAGUCGCCGAGCAAAGCUUUCAAUCCAUUCCCGGUGCCGUUGAGCUCCAGACAGAGCAAGGAGGUGCCACUCAAGCUGGGACUGUACAAAAAGUGACGGGUCGUUGUUGACUUUAUUGUUCAAAUGCAUCGUGCUUUUAACAUUGUAAAAGACUGCAUCCAAUUGUUAACUAAGCAUAAUAUAACAAUGUGUUAAACAUAUACCGUGUUAAAAUGUACCGAAAUUGGCUUACUAGAUCAACAGAUUCAUGUGGUAAUUGUGGCCUGUUACAUUUAGAGAAUCAAUUGAUAUUUCCAGUAUAUGUAAAGUAGAUCGUUUAAGACUUUUUCUUUUGUUAUAUCCCAUGUCUAUGAUCUAGUCAGCUUAGUAGCAGAUAGGUUGUGGUUUUGUACUAGUUAGCAUCAGUUGAAGGUGUAAUGAGUGAGGCCAACCAGAUUUUAAAGGCUAAUAGUAAAGUUAGUUAGGUAAUACCCUGAAUAUUUAAUAGUCAUGUUUUUUUUUCACUUGAAAAUUAAGAACU